This is a messenger RNA of Coffea eugenioides, 1518 nucleotides long. RefSeq names its product ADP-ribosylation factor 1-like 2. Gene Ontology annotation, biological process: intracellular protein transport; vesicle-mediated transport. The record is from RefSeq and is a predicted model, not a curated record. Lineage: Eukaryota; Viridiplantae; Streptophyta; Magnoliopsida; Gentianales; Rubiaceae. Gene Ontology annotation, molecular function: GTP binding; GTPase activity. Gene Ontology annotation, cellular component: cytoplasm. The transcript has 8 exons. The coding region runs from base 380 to 961 and encodes 193 amino acids.
AAGAUUAAUAGAAAAAGAAAAAGUAAAAGAAGAGUUGUUAGUGAAGAAGCAGAUUCAUCAGAAACUCGUCUUGUGAGAGCCAACGCUACCUUUUCGUCAAGAAAUCUCUCUCUCUCUCUCUCUCUCUCUCUGAUCGGACCACUACAAGUAAUUGAGCGUAUUAUUAUUAUUAUUAUUAUUAUACUCCUUCAAAGUAAGCGUUAAUUCCCCGAUCACAGACCGACAGGAUAGUGAUCAGCUGAUUUCUUAGAAUAACCACUACUGUAUCAAUUUUGGUCUCUACUUCAAUUCAAGAUUUUUUUUCGAAAAAACAAAAACAAAAACAGAAAGAGAGGACCGGCGGCUGGUGGAGGCGGAAGCAGCGGCAGCUGAAAUAGUAAUGGGACAAGCUUUCAGGAAGCUCUUCGAUGCCUUCUUCGGCAACUCUGAGAUGAGGGUUGUGAUGCUUGGGCUGGAUGCAGCUGGCAAAACAACUAUACUCUACAAACUUCAUAUAGGAGAAGUUUUGUCUACAGUUCCUACUAUCGGUUUUAAUGUGGAAAAGGUUCAGUAUAAGAAUGUAAUUUUCACGGUGUGGGAUGUAGGUGGACAAGAAAAAUUAAGGCCACUGUGGAGGCAUUAUUUCAAUAAUACGGAUGGACUGAUCUACGUCGUUGACUCUUUGGAUAGAGAGAGGAUUGGAAAGGCAAAGGCAGAAUUUCAGGCCAUUAUUAGGGAUCCAUUUAUGCUUAAUGCUGUCAUCUUGGUCUUUGCCAACAAGCAGGACAUGAAAGGAGCAAUGUCGCCGAUGGAGGUUUGUGAAGGGCUGGGGCUGUAUGAUCUUGAGAACAGAAAGUGGCAUAUACAGGGGACUUGUGCUCUUAGAGGGGAUGGGCUGUAUGAGGGGUUGGAUUGGUUAGCAAGCACCCUGAAGGAACAUAAAGCUGCUGGAUUUUCUUCAGUUGGCACAUCAUCCUUCUGAUUCUUCAGAGAAGAUUAUUGAUGGAUAAAGCUGAAGGGAUGAUGGUGUCUAUACUAGCGAAGGCAACUAUUAUGUUCUUAUUUUUGUCUGAGUUGUGAUUCUGAAGCUGAUUGGUUGGAACGCGAUUGGUAGAGUGCACUCACUUCGGGGGAAAUAAAUGUUGCAGAUGUCCCCUAUACUAUAAAAAAAUGCUCUUUUUUUUUUGGGGUUGGGAAGAGAGAAAGGGUGGGAGAGAGAGAGAGAGAGAGGUGGGGGGUGGGUUUGGAUGCAUAAGUAAAAGUAGUAGUAUUAUUACAAGUAAUUGUGGUUAGUUUGGGGGGAAAGUGUGUGUGUGAGUAGAAGCUAGUUGUGUUGGUGUCCGUGGUGGUACGAGGAUGAUCUGAUGAGGGGGGUUUUUGCUUUAUUAUUGAUCUGCUACGGCGCACUCUGGUGGUAAAUGUAUCUGGAUCGCAUUAUCUGAUCUGAUCUCCAACGGACACAGGUGUACCAAGUUUGUUUUAUGAGAGUAGAUUGCAACGUUUCUUUUCAUAGAAGAAUAAGGGAAACUCCUUUGCCUU